Oppia nitens is the source of this 2374-nucleotide messenger RNA. RefSeq names its product solute carrier family 41 member 1-like. NCBI's taxonomy places the organism in Eukaryota, Metazoa, Arthropoda, Arachnida, Sarcoptiformes, Oppiidae. Gene Ontology annotation, biological process: monoatomic cation transport. Gene Ontology annotation, molecular function: monoatomic cation transmembrane transporter activity. The transcript has 6 exons. Bases 83 to 2287 code for a protein of 734 amino acids. The record is from RefSeq and is a predicted model, not a curated record. Gene Ontology annotation, cellular component: plasma membrane.
AAAACUAAAAAAGUAUUUUAAGAAUCGAUGAAAUAUAUCAAAAAUUUCGCGAAGUUAUACAACAAAGACGAGAACAAUAGCUAUGAAUACCACAUCCGACACAACGAUCCCUAAAACAGACGGCACUGACCAUAACGGUUGUGUUGUCAGCGAUGGCCAACAACAUGAAGUUGUGGUCAACAAUGACAACAACAACAACAACAUCGACAACAAUGAGGUGAUCGACGAUCAUAAUCAUCAUCAGGUGGUCAUUGAUGUGAAUAAUCUGAAUAAUAAUAAUCUGAAUAAUAAUAAUCUGAAUAAUAAUAAUACUAAUAAAAUUGUGGCCAAAGAUAUGACGGUUCUUAACAAACGCAACAACGAAUUCAAUGGCAGUAAAGAUGUGGACAAAAAGUUUUCGGCAAAAAAAAAGUCUACGGAUAUCAUCGGCAAUAACACCAUUCCUGGCAGUGAUGGUAGUAAUGGCAAAGUCUGUUACGAUAAUCCAGCUUUUAUUGGGCUUAGUGUCCAAAAUUUGGCCACAAAUUCGGCGGCGUUGGCGACACCACCGACAACCAACAUUUCAAUUAUCAUAUCGAGUAACGGUUUGUUGGACAUGAGUGACAGUGGCCACCGAAGCCACCCAAUUAUUGAACAAUCAAUAGGCGGCGGUGGCGGCGGUUCGGACGACAACAAUCAUAAGAACAAUCAUUUGUCGUCGGCAUCGUUGUCUUCGUCAUCGCACGCCUACCGGCGCCGCGAACGGACACUGAGCGUUGCGUCCGUCAUGAGUAUUACCAAUUCGCUGGCACCCGAUCGCCGAUACUCGCGACGCCAGUCAAUUAUACAGCGUAAAGUGGACGCCGCCGCCACCAGCGGUGGUGAUGACAAUCCCUUACGGCGUAAGAUGUCGUUUAUUAAGGAGACGGCCGGCGAUGAGCCGCUCCGGACGGCGUUCAUACAGAUACUCAUUGCCUCACUGUUUGCCGGGUUCGGUAAUGUCGGCGCCGGUGUCAUAAUUAAUAUAAUCCAGAAAUGGCGUGUAUUUAUUGAAGUCAAAGUUAUGUUUGUAUUGAUACCGUCUCUAUUGGGUCUGAAAGGUAAUCUGGAGAUGACAAUGGCCUCCAGGUUGUCUACCGAAGCCAAUAUGGGACACAUGGACAGCUGGGGUCGUACCAUACGUAUGAUUGGCGGCGAUAUGGCUCUGGUCCAGUGUCAGGCUACGGUAGUAUCGUUUUUGGCCGCUUUUGUGGCCAUUGGCAUCGACUUUGCCCGUACCCAAGAGUUUAUUUGGCAGCACUUUCUGAUAGUGACGGCCACAAGUGUCGUCACCGCCAAUGUGGCCUGUUUUCUGUUAGGUUUGGUAAUGGCAUUUGUGAUUGUAUUUUCAAAUAAAAUUAAUAUUGACCCAGACAACGUGGCCACACCUAUAGCCGCAUCACUGGGAGACGUGUCGACGGCCGCACUGUUUGCCUUUAUAUCCGAAUGGAUUUACGCGGAUAUUGCCGACAGUGGCGUACGUACGAUACCGGUGUUGGCCAUCGCCGGUAUUGUCGUAUUUCUAAUACUGUUACCCGUAUUCUAUGUGAUUGCCCGACGAAACUCGUUUACCCGCCGGCUGGUCCAUUCGGGUUGGUUGCCGGUAAUCAUGGCCAUGGUCAUUUCGUCGGGUGGCGGCUUUUUUCUCGAUUCGGCCGUCGACCGCUACGAUCGAUUGCCGCCGUUUCAGCCGGUUAUUUGCGGUGUUGGCGGCAAUUUGGUGGCCGUGGCCGCCAGCAAGAUAUCUACCCGAUUGCAUAUGACAGCCAUAUUGGGUUCGAUGCCAUUUGGCGUCCAUCGGAUAUCGUCGCCGAUCGGCGUGUUUUUCAACAAACUGGACAUCAAUACUAAACUGUGUCUACUAUUGCUGUCGAUGGCCAUACCAUUACAGUUGCUAUACUCGCUGGUCAUUUGGGGUAUACAAUCGGAUGUUAUUACCAUAACGGCACCGUUGAUACUGUUGUACGUAACGUUUGCUACGGCACAGGUUUUUGUAUUACUGUUUGUCGGCUAUAAUUUGAUUCAUCUAUUGUGGAGUUUCGCAAUAAAUCCCGAUAUGUCGGCCAUACCCAUAAUGACAGCACUGGGCGAUCUACUUGGAUCGGCAUUUUUGUUGAUCGCUUUCGGCAUACUUGAAUCGAUUGGCGAUCCCAAUGCCCGGCAACAAACUAUAACUACUAAUAGCACAGCUACCGAUGCCAUCAAUAUGACAACUACUACUGUCCUAUCAAUUAUAGAUGCUAUAAAUGGUACAAAUAAUUAUCAAUAGCUAAUUAAAUACAAUAAUUAAUUAAUUAUGUAAAUGAUUAAUAACUUAACUUGUUGAAUAAUUGGCUCUCUCCCACCCCAUCCCUCC